This is a messenger RNA of Sarcophilus harrisii (Tasmanian devil), 3482 nucleotides long. Its product is annotated as polypeptide N-acetylgalactosaminyltransferase-like 6. The coding region runs from base 1957 to 2523 and encodes 188 amino acids. The record is from RefSeq and is a predicted model, not a curated record. Gene Ontology annotation, cellular component: Golgi apparatus. The transcript is spliced from 4 exons. Lineage: Eukaryota; Metazoa; Chordata; Mammalia; Dasyuromorphia; Dasyuridae.
GCCGCUGUCGCUGCACCCACGUUGCUGUUGCUGCUGCCGCCGCUGCUGCUGUUGCACCGGUGCUCUCUACUGUUGUCGCCUCCAGUCGCCCACGAGCUGGGAUUCUUGAGCUUUACGCUAGCUCUCCGCUGUCAUCAUGGACCAGCCUUGGAAGAAGAGUACAGAGGCUAAUGAUGUCCCCCUCUCGGGCUGCCUCGGGGCCGGACUACUAUCCAUGAGGUGACCAGAGUGACUGUUCUUACUCCUGCCCCAGCGAGUGUAACCUAAGCGAACCCGGGACUGCAGAUCCAGGAAACAUAUCCAGGGACAAGUGAUGAGGAUCUCCAAAGACUCCUUCUGCACCAUCUUCACUUUGCUUUUUCCUCAUCCCCUUCGCGAUUUGUUUAUAUAGCAUCCCAGCUUGGAGGGAUUUCCCAUCCCCCUUUUCCUUUUUCAUAUUUUACCCCCUCCCCCACCAGGGCUCAGUGCUCCUGCACGUGUUAGACACUCUCUGACAUCUCAGCUGAAAAGAAGCACCGGGGAGAGGGAAAGAGAAGGUUGGGGAGGAGAGAGCAUUACAUCUUCUCUUACUCUCUCGCAUCUUCCAAGUUCUCCUUUCUCGUUUAGAAUAGCCUUUUUUUCCUUGGUGCAUUUUGUAUGGGGUGGGGGGAGGAUGUCAAGGCGUCUGGGGAUAAGGAAAGAGGUAAGGAAUAAUGGUCCUUGUUGUUGCUGCUGCUGCUGCUGCUGCUGCGCUCAGUAUGUUUCUCUGUGUUUGAUAGUUUCCGGAGAAGCAUGGUAACAUGAAUAGCCACUGAGUGUGAAAGCCGCUCUGGAGAAAAGGAGGACGAGAUUGAUCUGCGCAGCCUUUACUUUGCGAACAAUAACAUUGAGAGGAGGAGGAAGAGGAGGAGGAGAAAGAGAAAAAGGAGGAAGAAAAAGAGGGGGAGGAAGAAGAGAUAGAAGAAGAGGAGGAGGAGGAGGAGGAGGAGGAGGUGGUGGUAAAGAGGAGGGUAAGUCGCCCCAUUGAUUCGCUGGCUGGAUUCCGCGAUGACAUCUGUAGCCUCCCUUCCACUUCUCUCGCUCUCCUGAUGCUGCUGAGAGCAAGUAUCGGGGUGCCCAGUAGGCGGAGAGGGAGGGAAGGAGGCAGGCGGGCGAGUUGACAGUGCCAGGGAAUCCAGGAGUUCAGGGACCUACUCAGCCGGGCUUUCGGCUUCCUGUCACCAGAUCCCCUGCAAAUGCCUGGGCUUCAGUCAGCAGUCUGGGAUUCAGGCAGAUCCUGCUAAGGAGGGUUGGGAGGAGGGAGAGAGGGGAGUUCGAGUGGAUUUUCAGAUCAGUCUUCCCUCUGAUGCUCGAGAAGAGCGAAGAUGGACAACUCAUCUUCUAGUUGGAGACGCUUUCGUGCAUUUCCCUCCUUACUAAACUAAUCUGGGCAGUAGACUUUGGGACAGCACUGUUUGUCCAGCCACUUCUUCCUCUUCCACCCCCACCCCCUCAUCCCCUUUCGUACUACUCUCUAAGACAAAAACAAACUCCUUUCUUUCCAGGAAAGUAUUUUGGCGAGCUAUUGAUUUCUCCAUAAUUUCUGAUUAGCCUACCAACUGAUCAUAUUUACUCCUUCGUUUUAUAUUAAUGGAGAUCGAUAGACUUCAAUGAUUUCCUCAGUAAAUCCAUUCAUUUCUGAGCCAAUAGAUAAUUCACUCGUCAUAGUUUUGGGGGGGAGGUUGUUUUUUUGUUUGUUUGUUUUGUUUUUCUCCUGAGUGGGGGAAAAGUGACUGUGCGUUUGUUCUGCAGAUUGCCAGCUCCCUCUGAGGGGUGUGUAUUGGUGCUGAGGCUGCAACAAAAGUUUCUAGCCACUCGUCUCAGUCUUGGGGGUUAAUCGCAGAGGAGAGGAAAGGACAUUGGCUUGGCUCACCAAGGAACCGCCAGGAAUCCUGCACUUUCCUCUAGCCAUCUAUACUGGCGCUUUUAUCAUUUGCCAUGAAGAGGAAACAGAAGCGGUUUCUGCAAAUGACUUUAUUGUUUAUGGUGGCUUUAAUUUUUCUGCCCAAUAUUGGUCUCUGGUCUCUGUAUAAGGAUAAGCAUCUGAUGAAAUCCACGGAACCUGGAGAGCAGCAGACAUUUCCACUGAGCCUAGGAGAUGGGCAGCUUGAUACCUGGACAGAUGGUUUGAAAAGAAAAGAUUGGCAUGACUACGGAAGCAUUCACAAAGAUGCUCUGCGUUCAGGUAAGGGUGAACAUGGGAAACCUUAUCCUCUCACUGAAGAAGACCGUGAUGAUUCAGCUUACAGAGAAAACGGCUUCAAUAUUUUUGUGAGCAACAACAUUGCCUUGGAGAGAUCACUGCCAGAUAUUCGCCAUGCUAACUGUAAACACAAGAUGUACCUGGAAAAGCUGCCAAAUACUAGCAUCAUUAUUCCUUUUCAUAAUGAAGGUUGGACUUCUCUUCUGCGCACUAUACACAGUAUAAUUAACCGGACUCCAGACAGUCUGAUUGCUGAAAUCAUUUUAGUGGAUGACUUCAGUGAUAGAGGUAAGAUUAAAUAAGAAACUUUAAAUUAAAUCUGUUAUAAUUCCCACAAUUGGGUAUGGAUGGAAAUGUUGAUGCAAGGGUUAUAUGAUGGUUUUAUUCAGGUUGCUUCCAGGAAAAAAAAAAUAAUGCUUUGACUAUUUUGUUAUGUGAUGAAAUGGUAGCCAAGGGCCAUGUGGCAGUAUUCAUAGUAUUGUUUUUAACCAUUCUAUGGUUGAAUUGAUUAGGCUUGUCAUCUGUGGCAUUAAGGUGAACUUGCAUUAAAAUGGAUAUAUAUGCAUGAAACUGCUUUGAUUCACUGCUUAGAUUAAAGACAGAAAGAAUUUUAUUAGAGCUCUGUGGGGGAUACUGAUGACUUAUUGAAUAGCAUUGUUAGUUGCAUAAAUGUAGGUUGUUUCACUUAUUGCACACUAAAAACAUUCUUAAUUGAUAGUUUUCAUUUAUUUUUAGUAGUGUAUUCACUAUUGACUUGUCCUGAUAAAGUUUUAUGCCAAUCUGUUUUUUUUAAUUUUUAAUUGUGAAUUAUUAAAUACUAUCAUGACCACUAUUGGUCUUAAAGUUAGUUCAAUCAUUUUAGUCCUGAACUUAUAUUGAUAUUGAGAAAGAAACAAGAUAUUAGGAAUAUUUGAAGGUAUUACCUUGAAGAUAAAAGUUGUUCUUAUAACCCUUACCUUUAAUAAAACUCUAAAGCAAUAUUUUUUAAUUUAAAAAGUUGUACAGCAGUGUGUUAUUGUCUUUCCAUAUAGGAUCUCACUUUUAGAUUUGUACAUUCAGGUAAAAAAUUAAAUGUGGGUCAUAAUAAAGAGAGAAAAUGAUAUAGUUUUGUAGAAACUCUUCCUUGAACAAAAUUUCUGAAGUAGUUUUCAGUCUAACAAUUGCAAUUAUUAAUAUUGAAGGAAUUGUUUCUCUGUGCUUUACUCUUUGAAAAGGAACCUAAUAACUGACCUUUGGAGAGAUGUGACUUGUAAGAUUUCCA